Molecule: messenger RNA, 5223 nt
Organism: Symbiodinium sp. CCMP2592
Lineage: Eukaryota; Dinophyceae; Suessiales; Symbiodiniaceae
Source: the annotation of a GenBank genome assembly
AUGAUGGCGGCGAUGUGGCGUCUUUGCGUACUGUCACUCUGCACCAGAUCCCUAGCUGCUCCGAAAGACGACGAGGUUCACAGCCUUCCCGGAUGGUCGGGUGAGCUCUUUUCCAAGACGUAUUCAGGCUACAUCCCUGCAGGCGAGGAGGACGGCCAUGAGAUGUUUGAGCAUUACUUAUUCUUCGAGAGUGAAGGCAAACCGACGGACGACCCGCUAAUCAUGUGGACUAACGGUGGACCUGGAGCAUCUUCCUUGCUGGGAUCAUUCACCGAGCUUGGGCCGUACUUUCUGGCAGAUGCUUCUUUGCAGACGGAGGCCUAUCGGACCUCCGGGGUUCCAACCCUCUUCGAGAACGAUUACCGAUGGACGAAGCUUGGCUCGCUGCUCAUUCGCAACUUGCCUCCUCCAAUCGGUUUCUCCUACUGCAAUCCGACCGGACCCAGCGGUGACGGGUACAGCUGCGGCUCCUGGAACGACACGAAGACAGCGAAGCACAGCCUGAUCUUCAUGCAGAACUGGAUGAAGGCCUUCCCCGAGUACUCUUCCAACCGGCUCUUCCUCGUCGGUGAAUCCUACGCGGGCCUCUACGUGCCGAUGCUAGCGCAGCAAAUCCUCGAGGCCGGAACCAUGCGCCUGGAGGGCAUUGCCGUCGGCGACGGCUGCCUCGGCGGACCGGGCAACGAGGGUGGAUGCUUCCCCAAUGCCGGGCCCUACUUCACUGUGGAGUUCUUCCAUGGCCAUGGUCAGUUCUCGGACAAGACGUACAAGCUGAUCCAGGAAGCCUGCACCAAAGAGGAGCUGGUGAACGGAGCGAAGACGGCGCAGUGCCAUGCAGCCCUCGACAAGAUGGACCAAGAAAGAGGUUACAGCUUCGACUAUAACCUAUAUGAUGAAUGCUACGAUUUCGACUUGGACAGUGGGACCGCAGCCCCGUCGAUGCAACGGCGAAGUUCCAGGCUUCGCUCGUGGCGGCAGCUCUCAUUGCACCAGAACAGCUACUGGCACAUGGAUGGUGCUCCCUGCGGCGGCGUCCAUGCUAUGUUCAAGUGGGUCAACACAAGUGCAGUCAAGAAAGCCCUCCACGUAGCAAGCGAUGCCCGCUUCUUCACCGGAGACAACGGGGUGGGCUUCACCUACAACUCAACGCAGCCAAGCCUGGUCCCGUGGUACUCCAGCGCGGAGGCCAAAAAGCUGCGGAUCCUCAUCUACGAUGGGGACGCAGACCCCGGCCUCAACAGCUUCUACGCGCAGAACUGGACGUCUUCCGCUGGCAUUCCAGAGUCGGAGUCCUGGCGCCCGUGGACACGAGAUGGCAAGAUAAAGAUGGGUGGCUAUGUCACGCGGUACCAGAACCAUUUCGACUUUCUCACAAUCCGCGGUGCUGGACACAUGGUGCCGGAAUACAAGCCAGAAGCGGCCUUCGUCAUGCUCCGAUCCUUCCUGAACGCAGAGGACUAUCCACGCUACCAUCCCGCUCCAAAGCCAACAACGCCUUCGGAUUCCGACUCUGUUUAUGUGUGGCGACCUCGCACUCUUUGCCUACGUGUGGGGGUCAUGACUGACCCGAUGGCCACGGAUCCGGCUUCGCCCGCGGGCCCGAAGAAGAGGGGGGCGCCAGAGGAAGAAAAGCUCAGCUUGGAAGCCAUCCGAGAGGUGGUGCGCAGUGAAGUCACGGGGAGCACAAGCACACUCCGAGCCGAGAUCAACCAGCGCAUGGACCGCGUCGAGACGGGGGUCACGGCGCAGUUGGAGCGCACCUUGGAACGCCUUGCUGCAAUCACCAACCAACAGGGGGAGCAACAACGAGCCGUGGAAAGCAUCCAGGGGGAACAGUACGCUAUGUCGGCCAGACUCCAGGCCCUCGAGAACAAGGUGCAGGUGAUCCAGAGUACCGGGGCCUCAAGCACGGCAGACACGGACCAUGGGGGGCGCAAACCCGCGCUCAUUAUGGGCGGAUGGGGGGAUGACACCCCAGCUGAGGAAACCUUGAAGAACGUGAAACAGAUGGUCAAAGAUCUCAGGCUGGACAUCUCGACUGACCAGGCCUUCGUCCCGGGGGUCCGCAGGGGGUACGCUAUAGUACCCUAUGAGGCCAAGGACGGGGAGGACCAACAACAACUCCGGGACCGUCUCUCCGCGGCACUCCGACGAGUGCGCCAAGCCAACAUACAAAUGGGGGCGAACCAAGACGGCCGCGCCAAGUACCUCUGGCUGCAGCUCUCCCAAUCUCCAGAACGACGCCGCCGAGUCCAGCUCGCGGGGAAGACAAAGCGACUGUGUCUGUCCCUGGGGGCGCCCCUCGAGAAGGUCGAGACGGAGUGGGCCACGGGGACCGUAUGGCUCAAUUCGGUCCGCGUGGCGUCGGCGACUACUACGAAACCGGGGGAAGGCGAAGAAGCAGGAACCGAGCCCACAGAGAGCAGCGGCGAGAACGGGGAUGACAGCCCCCGAGAAUUCGAGUUUCACGGCCCAGCCCCAAAGGGGCGCACGCAACGACCCUUGGUUGCGACUACCUGGAACGUCGGCGGCCUCACGGCGGCUCAUGCACUGGAGCUGCUGCAGACGUUCGGGGGGAACAAAGCGCUCUCCUCAGUUUCAGUGGUUUUCUUCCAAGAGCUUAUCAUGGAUGCAGGCAGGCAUUUUGCCAGCAAUAAGCACUGGACCUUAGUUUACGGCAAAGUGUUAGGGGAAUGGAGGGGGGAAGGGGUUGCUUUUCGUACCACCCUCGGCAAGCACAGCAAGUCACAAGUCAUGCCGGCUGGGGUUAGCACAGUGCUUGUGGGGGCGUCCGGGCAGAGAUGGGGCAUGCUCAGUGCACACAUCCCACACCACGCCACCAUCGCCAAAACCGAAGCACUCAUGGCACAAUGGGGGGCAUGCCACGCGCUAGCAGUCAAGAAGGCCGUGCUGGGGGUGGACGCCAACGAGACCUUCCCCCCAACACGACACAACCCCCACCAGCAACAAGAGCAAGCCCAGGCGCGAACGGGCCGAGGGGAAGCAAUCCUGGCGUGGCUUCAGCGGGCCGGCCUGCGCCUCCCACCGCAAGACCUCGCAACAGCCACACACUUCCCAUACGAUACCACCCAACAGCCCAGAAGACUCGACUACCUGGCCAUCAAGGGCUUCUUUUCGGAAAAGGGGGAGGUGGCGUCAUUGCGUGACAUGGCGAGAUCGGACCACGAACCGGUCAUACUGCAACUCCGCUUGGACACACCCAAACCAGCCAAACCAACAACGACCUGUGGACCACGCCACCUCCACCUGCCCACGGAGCAGCUCGACAGCCUCUUGGAGCAGCAUGCACGACAGAUGCCGGGGGACCGCCACGCCCAACUAGCGCACAUCAGCUCCACCAUCACCAAGGCGGGUCGGAAGGAACAUGCCAAAUUCACCGAGAGCAGAGCGCUCAAGCAAGCCCGCCGCACAGCCCACUCCACAGCACCAGGGGGAGCAAGACGACAGGCAUGGAAAGACGUACAGAAGCAGCUGCACAGGGAACACAAGCAGUGGAAGCAGGCCAUCGAACAAAAAGCCAGCCAACACGACUGGCCAGCAUACCGACAGCACAAGAGGGGGGACCGAGGGGAGGCAUGGAUGGCAACCCUGACGGACGAACACGACUGGCAGGGGGCCCUCCUGGCUCACUUCCAGGCCAUCUUCGACAACGACAGCAGCAGCACACGCGACACCGACUUCCACCUCCGCCGGGAGAGGCUGCGGCGGAUUUGCAAACGCACACAGUGGCAGCCCUUUACAGCAGAGGAGGUCGGGGGCAUCGCGACACGCUGGAAAAACAGCAAGAGCACGGGGCCGGACCAGAUCUCCCACGAAGCCUUGCGCGCCCUGCUCCAGCACCCAGUCUGGGAGUACCGCAUUCUUGCCAUGCUGAACGACGCCCUGUACACGGGUAGCCUGCCGGCGGCUGUGGAACGGGGAGUCACCAUACUCCUCCCCAAGGGGAAGGUAGCCAGAAUGGCUCGCGACUGGGGGGGCACUUUCUGGAUCAUCAAACUGGACCUACAAAAGGCCUUCGACUCAGUGGCACAGACAAGCCUCGCCGACCUGGUUGAGACCCAGAUGGGGGACGACCGCCCAUGGGAAUCGGUGCUAUGGCUGUCCCUUCUCCAGGCAAGGGGGGUUCUCGUGGAGGCAGGGGGAGAAAGCAUUCUCAUCCCACAAUCGAACGGGGUGCGACAGGGGUCACCAGACUCUCCGGUGCUCUUCUCGGCUAGAGUCGGGCAGUGUCUCCAGCAAACACUCAGCCAAACGCAACGGGGGGAGCGUUGCGGGGGCAACCCCAAGCUUCCCCCCCCACCCCAUCAUGGGGGAAGCUUCAUGGAUGACACAUAUCUGUGGGGAGAGAACCCGCACCACUUGCAAGCCACCCUUGACCUCCUGCAAAACAUCCUCAGGCAACACGGCCUCAGGAUCAACCCCAAGAAAACACACAUUAUCUGCAGCACCAACAACCCACACCGAUUCCGCAUCGACGGGCAGUGGGUCCAGCCCCAGACGGGGAACGCAGCACUAACAGUCCUGGGGUCGCCGGUGAGCUUUAAGGGGGGCCCACCCCAAUUGGCAGCCGAGAUGUGCACCAGAGCCCGCAAAGCUUGGGGGAAAAACAAGCAACUACUCACGGCCAAGACCGGGUUGAAGCGCCGCAUGCAGCUCCACAACGUGCUAGUUCGGCAAAGCGCGCUCUGGGCGGCGGAAACAUGGCCAGUGCAAACCACACUGCUCAAGCAAGCCAACACGCAGCAGCUCCAGCAUGUACGCACCAUGGUGGGGGGAGGGAGGGCACCGGGGGAGGCGUGGACAGACUGGAACAAGCGCUCCCUCCUUGUCUGGGGGCACGUGGCCAGAGCGGGAGACAUCACAUACCAGAUGCUCCUGUGGAGGGGGAUGCAGUGGUGGAGACAACAACAACAGCUACCAGACAGCGUGGGGGCCCGCCACUCGGCGCGUUUCAACAGCAGCCUCGACACGGAGCGACACAUCGUGUCAGUUGCGGGGGAGCACUGGGGGGAGGUGGCCAAAGACCGCCUCGCAUGGGAGGCCCUCGAGGAGCGAUUUAUCGAGGCCAACGACCCCCCCUGGUGCUCGGGGAAACAAGCACAACUCGAGAACCUCGCACAAGCCAGGGCAGAUGCGAAGAAAGCCAAAGCACUCAAAGACAGGCGAAAAGCCCGCAACGCGGGGAGACGACUGCUUAACUAG